Molecule: messenger RNA, 2363 nt
Organism: Symbiodinium sp. CCMP2456
Lineage: Eukaryota; Dinophyceae; Suessiales; Symbiodiniaceae
Source: the annotation of a GenBank genome assembly
GCGUCGAGGCGGAGGUGUUCUGGAGAUUCCGGGCAGGAACUAGAGUCGUCGUGUUCUACCAGGAUGACACUGUAUGGCACGAGCGCUACAUUCUGGCCCCAGGGCACCGCGCUGAGACAUACUGGAUCGUGACCCCGGACGACGACGUCUAUGAGGAGGACCUUCAGGGCAGAUCGCCUGACGGGCCAUCCCGUGUGCGGGAGGUGCCCCCGGGGAUACGUACUCUUCCUAAUCUGAGGACCUCGGUGUACCGCUUCCGGGAGGCCAUGACUGACGCGAACCUGAAGGCCAAGGUCAAAGUUGCACUGCGUGAACAUGAGGAGACCUAUGGAUCGAUUGCGUCACUGGCCGACUUCGAGGUUGACCUCCCCAGCGGUGGUACCGUUGGAAAGACACACCGGGGCACUCGUGGCUUGCAGCCGAGCCCCGGGGAGAGAUCAGACUUGGAGAUGUCUUGGUGCCUCAGGCUGGGACAGACAUCGAGCUCGGAGCCACAGAUGGCGCAUUCCUGCGAGACGGCGGCUGGCUUCGGGGUGAGCUUGUCCCAGACAAUCCGGGAUGCCUGGAUCCAAGAGCGCAUCAUUUCCUUGACCAGUGUCGGACCUUUGCCAACUGCUCCCGCGGACAUCCUGGGGAUCCCGGCCGACACCACUGCGAUUGAGGCCGAUGACCAGGGCGCGAUCCUUGACAAGGAGAAGGGCAAGGAGGAAGGCCAGACAGGCGGGGAUAAUGAUGCUCGAACACUCUGGGUUGAAUAUGAUGAGCAGGGUGAGCGUCACCGAGAGUGGCGAAAGGUUGUAGCUGACUGUGUUGUCCACUCCUGGAAAGAUUGGCCGCACGAGGGGCCGCCAUCUUUGCAGUUCGCCCUCAAGCAGUUCGGGAAGAUCGGGGGAGACCCCAGGCUAUGGUUUCAACUGUGGCUUCGUCGCCACCACCUGGCCGAGACUGACCGAACAGCCCACGAAGUCCGCACUCUCAUCGAGGCCCUCUAUUUGGGGGGCGUAUAUGAUCAGCUGAACCUCCCAGCUCUCGCUGCCUUCGAGGCGAUUGGGAGGAGACUCCAGACUAUUACCGAGGCUUAUGCAGCUUCCCCGGGCAACGCGCCCGAAUGGCAUCAUGCCCGCCUCUUCACUGGCGUCUCUUCUCCAGACGAGAUCGUUCCUCAAGAACUUCGUGCCUGGGCGGCAAAGCGAGGGAAGGAUGAAGUUGAGCUGAUACAGGCUAGGAGCAAGAUCAAGGAGGUGCGGAAGCUUCUCGCCAGUGGGGAGUCUACAGGUUCCGCUGCCGAAGAUGCACUACCUGGGCCUCCGGGUGGCAAAGGGGGCAACAGAGGCGGGCGUCCCAGGAAGACCCUGGAGCCAGGCAUCAUGAAGACUACGGAUGGGCCAUCUCCUGGGGGCCGGGGGAUGGGCCCGGAUGCGCGGCCCCGUGGGGGAAUCUUCCCCCUUCCUCUUUUGCAAGUUGAGGCCAGGCGGCUUGGGCUCUCCCGAAGGUGCGCUCAGCGGCAAGGCCGUCGAAUUAAUCACAUUCGGGACGCCAACGAGGCAAUCGAAGCCCUCAAUUGGAUGGCUGGGGCCUCUGUGGUUGGCGACGUUUUUCGACCUUCAUGCCGACAACAGGAAGUUUUAGACCGGGUGGAGGCCGCGUGCAAGGAUGCUCUCUCUUUGCCAGAGGGAGUGACUGCUCCCAUUCCUCAGGAGGCAGCCUUUCAAGAGCUGCUCCGCGGCGCCUCGGUUUACGAGGCCGCCGGUACAACCUUGGCACCCUUCAAGCUUGAGCGUGUGUCCCUGCCAGAUUCAGUGCACGACUGUCCUCAAGUCGCUGAUCUGUUGCCGGGACACGCCCGUCAAUAUCUGGAGGUUCCUGAGCGCAUGAUGAGACAGGACAUUGAAAGUGUUUGUGAUGUUGAACCAUAUUGGGAUCCAGCGCUGCGCUCUAGCACUAAACAGUACAAGGGACUCAUUGAGAAGCUUCACUCCAUCGGCUACCUGAACUACACUCUCCGCCCACGGGCUAGGGCUGGGAUGUUUUUUGUCAAGAAAUCCGAUGGUGUAAGGCAAAGGCUCAUCAUUGAUGCCAGGAGGGCAAAUGCGCUUCUAGCUCAGCCACCACCGGUGCGGCUCCGCACUCCGGAGGCUUUCGCUCGAUUCGAGUUCAACUACAGCUCGGACGACCUUCGCCAGGCCAUGCCGGGGAUCGUUGGGCUCUCUUCGUGGGCUUGUCCGACAUCAAAGAUGCAUUUCACCGCUUGCGACAGCCCCGGUGGAUGCAGGAGCUGUUCUGUCUGGAUCCGAUAUCGGCGCACUGGGUUGGACUGCAAGGUCAGGAGCUCGAUGGCAUUACCCUUGCGGCAGACCAGCUAA